AUGGUGCUGCGCGUGUGCAAGGAAAGCCCCAAUCCUCACCACUCUUGCCACUCACACUCGCCUCUGCCACUGGUCCUCUGUUCCUUCUUCCUCCCCCCCCUUUUUGCCCCUCUCCUCGCCUUUUCCCCUAAACCCUUCCGUCAGAAAGGCAUGGUGCUGCGGGUGUGCAAGGAACGGCCAGAUUCGCACCAUCCGGAAGCAGAGGUUGUGGCCGGGGAGUCCCUAUAUGGAGCUUCGGCAGGAGCCUCGGAAGCAGGCUCGGCAACAGGCUCGGCGGGAGGCUUGGUGCGGCCCGAGCCUGUGCUGCGUCCGGAGGAGCGGGAGCUGUGGGGAGAAGUGGUUCCGGAGCUGGCAGUGGCUCCGGAUCGGAUCGACCUGCUGCAUCAGUUCGUGUCAAGAGUCAUGGCGCCACUCAUUGGAGAAGAGUUCGUGGAGGCAGGGACCACGGUGAGGGUUCCUCGCAGUUUCCUGCAACAGGUAGCAGACCACAUCCGCCCAAGGCGACCACCCUGGCGGCAGGCUCAGGGCGACGUGGACUUGCAGAUAGAAGAGGCGCUGCUGACCACGGUGAGGGUUCCUCGCAGCUUCCUCCAAGAGGUAGCAGACCACAUUAGGCCAAAACGCCCCCCCUGGAGGCAGGCUCAGGGCGACGUGGACCUUCAGAUAGAAGAGGCGCUGCUGGUGACUGAUCUGACUCACCUGCACCUGGAGGACGAGGAGUGGGACGAGGACUGGGAGGAGACGGUGCGGGAGUACGGGCACGGGACCCGCGGGUAUAAUGGCACGACGUUUUGCAUCGAGCUGAAGCCUAAGACCGGGUUCUGCCCCUCCUCCCCUUGCAUCGCGCCGGCCAAUCACGUGAAGACAACUGUCCCGCGCUUCCCCAUGCACCAGCAGCUGAAGCUGUCAGAGGGGGAGGUGGCAGAGAGCAGUGCAUACAACCCUCUAGACCUCUUCUCUUCCUCGCCCCCCCGCGUUCUGUCUGCUCUGAGAACAUUGAUCGAUAACCCGCAGAACAAUCUGAGGAUUUUUGCAGAUGGGAAGUUGCUGUUGGGGGGGCAUAUACACAGGCAGGCGGACAGGGGGAAGGGGAAAAAGAAGAAAGGGAAAGGGGAGAAGGGGGAGAAGGUGGGGGGGGAGGCGCAGGUUGAAAGAGUGAAUUCGGUGGAUUUAGCGGCUAUGAGAAGGGAGGAGAAAGCGCAGGAGGCAGCUUUUGAGGCGCCUCAAAAGUCGGUGGAUUUAGCGGCUAUGAGAAGGGAGGAGAAAGCGCAGGAGGCAGCAGGCUUGGCUGCUGCGGAAGCAGCCCUGGAAGGGUUUGUGCGUGCUUGGAAGGAGGCACCCACCAGUAAUACCAGUGCUGCUGGUAGCGGUGAUGGUGGUGCUUCUGCUGCUGCUGCUGCUGCUGAUGGCUUGCCAGCAGCAGAAUCACCAUCCUCCGUGCCUCAUGUGAGUCACCCUCGGGUGGACGCUCUCUUGUCUCUGGCCACAGAGUGCCUUGUGCAGUGUGGGGCGCUGGAGAAGCUUCUGGCAGCACAGAAGCUGGAUAAGUGGGACAUUGAAGGCACCAUUCAUGCUUAUAACGAGUACAUGAAGCAGAGGAAGUCAACGCCUUCAGCUCCUGCUGCUGCUGCUGGUCCUGGUACUGCUCCUGGUGCCGAGGUUCCAAAGGAGAUAAUGGAAGAUUGCAGGAAGGUUCUUCGCGAUUUCCUCAUCGCAGCGACGGCCAAGGACUGUGGGAUCAUGCUGGCCCUCCGAGCAGCCAUUCCUGGAGAGACCCUGGAAGCUUCACAGAAGCUUCGCAGUGUUGUGUGCCCAUCCAGCGGGUGCAAGUACUUUUACAGGCUUUCAAUAAUGGAUCUGGACAUCAAGCCGUUGCGCAAAAUGCCCAAGUAUUGGAGCAUGGACCAACAAAUCGUCAGGCACUACUGCUCAGUUACGCGAGACGUGGAGGCAUGA
Molecule: messenger RNA, 1956 nt
Organism: Closterium sp. NIES-65
Lineage: Eukaryota; Viridiplantae; Streptophyta; Zygnematophyceae; Desmidiales; Closteriaceae
Source: the annotation of a GenBank genome assembly